AUUUUAUAAGCGAACAACGAACUAUGUUACAGUGCAGUGCAUAUUAUGGAUAGAUGUGAAAGUGCUCAAAGUGAACUUUCUAAUUUAAGUUUAAGCUAUUGAAAUGUGGUCCUUGGUGUACACUUGGUGGUAUACAUGAGUAUAAGCGAUAAGGUAAUGCAAGGAGAGCUACAGAAAGUGUUGCUAGUUGCGACGCUAGCACUCGGGUCUGUGGUGGGCGAGAGCGUGUGCAGGCACCGGCACACCUGGUGGGACCGGCAGCGGCAGGCCUGCGUGCCCUGCACGCCCUGCGACCGCGCCAGGAACCUCGUCAUCCGCUACCCCUGCGAGGUGUACCGUGACACCGUCUGCCAGACUUUACACAUUAUAGACAAUGAUACCCAGGACAGUGAAAGUGAUUAUGAAUAUUAUGAUUCGGACGUGGAAGUGAGUGACAGUGAGACGUGGGACCUGCAGACGUCGACGUUGGCUCUGGCCGUGAGCGGGUGUGUCGUGUUCUUUGUGGUGGUGCUGUCGUUGUGGCUGUAUCAUGCGAAACAGAUGAGGAUCAUCAAACGAGCACUUGAGUCAGAUAUGCAGGAGUUUUCCGCGAAGCUGAGGCUAAUGGAGGCAGGGGACGCGGCGGUGGAACCAGUCGCGCCCACGGACCACCACAUCUACUGCAACAUUCACGUUGGGAAGGACGCUCUACUUGGUCGGACGUCGACAAAAAAAAGCAACGUGUAUACUCAAGAGAAGCACUAGCGGCUAGCGUAGAUGCCACCGACAGAUAAGAUAAUGUACAAUUUGUACAACAAUAAAGUCACUUUCAUGCAACACGGAACCUCGCACACCAAUUAGAGGA
Molecule: messenger RNA, 844 nt
Organism: Cydia fagiglandana
Lineage: Eukaryota; Metazoa; Arthropoda; Insecta; Lepidoptera; Tortricidae
Gene: wgn
Product: tumor necrosis factor receptor superfamily member wengen
Exons: 5
Coding region: 136-744 (202 amino acids)
Source: RefSeq, a predicted model, not a curated record